Messenger RNA from Zea mays, 1014 nucleotides. Its product is annotated as photosystem II3. Gene Ontology annotation, cellular component: photosystem II; thylakoid membrane; photosystem II oxygen evolving complex. The coding region runs from base 475 to 861 and encodes 128 amino acids. The transcript has 5 exons. NCBI's taxonomy places the organism in Eukaryota, Viridiplantae, Streptophyta, Magnoliopsida, Poales, Poaceae. Gene Ontology annotation, biological process: photosynthesis. The record is from RefSeq and is a predicted model, not a curated record.
UUUCCGUAGGAAGCAAAAAUCAUCCGAAACUUUGAGAGAUAAAAGUCUGCACCCUGGUGAGCUGGGCACCACAGGUCGUUCUUGAUUGAUCCUUUUUCAUGGCAAAGCAAAGCACACUCGAUCCUCCAUCACAAAAAAUCCCCUCCCAUUCCCCACCCCACCCUAGCGCGAGGCCGUAGUACGAAUCCAGCGGCGGAGUACGUCCACACGAAAUCCAGAGAGAGGGGAUAAGGUUCCGGGGCCAGCCAAAGCCAUAUCGUGGUGCAGCCACUGGCGCGCCGCCACGUGGGGCGGCGGUGGUCACACCUGCGCUCCGUCCCGGCAUUAUCGCCAGGGCUUGGCGCCACAGCUAGUAUAUUGGCUAGCUUUUGGCUCGGCAGCUAACGACCUGCAGCCAACCAUCUACCAGCGACUCAGCGAGCGAGAGCAGCACACACUGCACGCAGCUAGCUAGGAGCAGCAGCAGCGGCGGCGAUGGCGGCCUCCAUGAUCUCCUCGUCAGCUCUGGCGGUGGCGCCUCAGGGCCUGCCGCCCCUCGGCCGCCGCGCCUCCUCCUUCGCCGUCGUCUGCUCCAAGAAGAAGAUCAAGACCGACAAGCCCUACGGGAUUGGGGGUGGCCUGACCGUCGACGUCGACGCCAACGGGAGAAAGGGCAAGGGCAAGGGCGUGUACCAGUUCGUCGACAAGUACGGCGCGAACGUCGACGGAUACAGCCCAAUCUACAACGAGGAUGACUGGUCUCCCACCGGCGACGUCUACGUCGGUGGAACCACUGGGCUUCUGAUCUGGGCCGUCACCCUCGCUGGGAUCCUCGGCGGCGGCGCCCUCCUCGUCUACAACACCAGCGCCCUCUCCGGCUAAGGAUAUCCAAUGCAUGCGCUUCUUGCGAUUCGUCAUGUAAAAUCAGGGUGUCUGUCUAUAAUCUAGCCUCCAUGGAUGCUCAACCUUCGUCAUGUAACAAUAAUCAGUGCUACUCUUCAUUACAUAAUUUUGAUGCUAUAUAUAUAUACCCCA